AUGGCCAAAGACGCGAUCACCGAUCGACCCCUUCCUGCCGGAACGAAGACAGAGUCGGGCAAAGAGCGAGGUCCAGAGAAAAGCAUUACCAAGCUGGAUACUUGGAGAAGCUUUGCCAAGUACGGAUGCUUCGAUAGCGAAGCGGAGCAACAAUGGUGGAAUGACAGCGGAGCGCUGAUAGCGCGUUUUCUCCAGAUAAUGGAUAUGGACAUCCACCAGCAGUAUCAGUAUCUGGUCUUCUUCCGCCAGAUGGUCAUUCCAGCUCUGGGACCUUGGCCGCCAGUUCGUCGGUGCUGCCUGAAUACUUCGGAGAUCGUGUGGGAGCCCAGUGUCAACUGGGGCCCGGGAAAUCCUGUGCUUAGGGUCAGUAUCGACCCAAUCAGCAAAAUCACCGCCACUGCUUUGGAUCCGUUGAACAUCGACACGGUCAAUAGUAUGGUUUCUCGACUGGCCUCGCUGGGGCUGGAGGGGUUCGACCGCACACUCCAUUACCAUUUUACCCGCGAGUUUUGUAUCCCAGAGGAACGCUUGAAGACUUUCCAGCAAGAGAGCAGAGAGCCGAUUGCGUGGUCGCAAACACUCCUUGGCUUUGACUUCAAAGACGGCAAGAUAGUCACGAAACAGUACCUUUGGACCCGACAAGCUAGCCACGCGAGUGGUCUACAUCCACACGCUCUAAUCCGCCGCGCCGUUGCGGGUGUUGAACCCCAGAUGCGAUGCUCGGAGGCAGUCGAGUUAGUCCUGGAGUAUAUGGAGAAAUUCCACGCCUCGACGCCGGUGCCGUUCUUUAGUUGGGACCUGGUCGAUCCGUCCAAAUCGCGACUGAAACUUUACAGUGUAGACUGGAAAUGGACCUGGGCCAAGGUCCAAGAAGUCUGUACACUCGGGGGCAAGCUCCAAGGCCCACUAAUCGACCGCAGCCUAGAUAUCCUUGCAAAACUGUGGGAUAUGCUAAAGCUGGACGAAAGCAAGCCUACAAUGGGGGCGAUUUGGAACUUUGAAAUCCGUCCUGGCCAUGCCCAGCCCAGUAUCAAGUUUUAUUUCGCGCUCUGUGAUCUAACUGAUGCCGAAGCUGCACAGGUAGUGUCGCAGUGGUUUGACCUUCUCGGAUGGCAUGAAAAAGCCAGAUCAUAUCCGGAGAUCUUGAGAUAUCUUCAGCCGAAUCGCAAUCUUGAUACAACAAAGGGUUCCCAUUCAUGGUUGUCAGUUAUGGUCACAGAGGACAGUGCUUACACGUCACUUUACUAUCAUCCCUUGGGUAAUGGACCUGAUGAUCAUAAGAUCCGGGAAUCGUGGUUUAGCACGGAUUGA
Messenger RNA from Penicillium canariense, 1311 nucleotides. RefSeq lists its product as uncharacterized. The coding region runs from base 1 to 1311 and encodes 436 amino acids. The transcript is spliced from 2 exons. Gene Ontology annotation, molecular function: transferase activity, transferring alkyl or aryl (other than methyl) groups. NCBI's taxonomy places the organism in Eukaryota, Fungi, Ascomycota, Eurotiomycetes, Eurotiales, Aspergillaceae. The record is from RefSeq and is a predicted model, not a curated record. Gene Ontology annotation, biological process: alkaloid metabolic process.